AUGAAGCUUUACGAGAUUGACCUCUCGACGUUCCAUUGGGCGUCAGGUGAGAAGCCAGUCUUCAAACAGUGCACCUCGUGCGAGUUACAUGGCACUGAGGUAACAGGGAAUGCGAUGCGUAUCUAUACUGUCAUUCGACUUGGACAAAUUUCAUACCUCUAUGAGGGGAUCCCGAUUCACUCUCUAAGGCUUACAGAGUCUUCUGCUAUCGAGCAACUGGCGGCCUUCAUCCUGCCCAAGGGCCCUGUCACAUGCCAGUCGUUGCAGAAGGUUAUCAAACAGGACUUGCAUGACGAUGACGUCUUAUGCUCCUCCUUUAUGAAAUCAAUUGUUCUAAUAACUCAAGAGACAUCAUUGGAACUCGAAACGCUCGAAGUACUAUCUUCAUUUGGUUGCAAGAGGCUGUUUCUUACAGGUGCAAACCUUGGAAAGGGGCCUUACUUCUACUCCUGCAAUGGGAUUUUCCGGGUAUUCAGGCUGUAUCCCGACACACACGAUGCCUUCGUAACGAGCGUCAUUCCCAACCCGUCUGAUAAGAACACAUACCAAUGUAUCAGCGCGUUGGCGUACGGCCAUCGCACGCGCUGUAUUGCCGUGCCCUCUCGCCUCUACUUCAAGCGAACGAAGGAGCUGCCUCUCGGCGGGCUCCGUCUUUCCGUCAAGGAUGUAUUCCACUUAAAGGGUGUGGUUACAACCAACGGAAAUCGCGCGUUUGAAACCUUGUAUGGCGAACAAGCGGCCAACUCGGCCGCCGUCCAGGCAGCGAUCGACAAGGGAGCAGUCAUUGUCGGAAAGGCGACUUCAGUGGAGUUUGCCGGAGCCCAGGAAGUUGAAGGUGACUGGGCUGACUACCGGUAUCCAAAAAACCCUCGAGCAGACGGAUAUCUUCGCGCCACGGGAAGCAGUGUCGGAAGCGCAAGUGCUAUGGCAACUUACCCAUGGCUGGAUGGAUCCUUGGGAAGCGAUUGCGGCGGUAGCAUCAGAGAUCCUGCCGUUGUAUUUGGUGUGCCUGGAUUUCGAGCCUCUCAUGACGGAAUUCAGGAGCAGAAUACAUCGGUGCCUUGCCCGCGUUUCCAACGAACUGGCUAUCUCGCCAGAGAUUUGAAGAUGCUCUACGACCUUACGCAUCACGCAAUCCGUCUGCCAUUUGCUGGCUCGGAAUCGGAGCGGCCGAAGCGAGUCAUUACGAUAACUGAGUAUGCCAGCGGGAGGGUGGAUGUGGAUGAACUGUUCACCAAGACUGCCGAGAAAUUGGCCAAGUGGCUCAACACUGAGCUUGUCAAGGUCUCGCUAGAAGAGACCUUCAUGACUGUAGUCAGGAAAGACUACUUCGAUGGCACUUCCCAGUUCAGAGAGGAUUACCACCGCAAGUUUGAUGCUGCUCCCUUCGUGGCCCAGACAACACGGUGGUUAUGGGAGGGCGGCUCGGUACCCCCCGCCGAAUAUCUCGCAGCUCUUCAGCAAGUGAAAGAACACAAUGAGUGGUUCUCACAGAACAUCAUCGAUCAAGAAACCAUUAUGGUUCUUCCGCGAUUCAGUCUCGAUCGCCGCGAUGAAUAUCUGCCGGACCCUUGGAAACGUGAAUGGAUGGUUUGGGACUCCAACCUGCAUGCAUCGAUUGGAGGUUAUCCAGACCUCAUGAUCCCCAUUGGGCAACUACCUUUUCAAUCCGAGAUUUCACAGCGAGAGGAGGUAUUCCCAGUCACCCUCUCGAUCGUAGGGGCUCGUGGCACCGAUUUAUCGAUUCUUCGUCUCGCACACGAUUUCCUGGCCGAACAUGGACCUAGUACAAGCGUACAAGUUGGCAGGUCCGCCUACCCAGAGGAAAUGGUCUUUUGA
Messenger RNA from Thyridium curvatum, 1839 nucleotides. RefSeq lists its product as uncharacterized. The transcript is spliced from 10 exons. NCBI's taxonomy places the organism in Eukaryota, Fungi, Ascomycota, Sordariomycetes, Thyridiales, Thyridiaceae. The coding region runs from base 1 to 1839 and encodes 612 amino acids. The record is from RefSeq and is a predicted model, not a curated record.